AUACAAAUUACGGGAGUUUCCCGGGAGAAAUUACAAAACGGGAGGGGGACGGGAGAUGGGUGUGAAAUACGAGAGACUCCCGGGGAAAACGGGAGUGUUGACAGGUAUGCUUUAUACUGUCUCGCUCCUGUUUAGAUGCGUUACUUUCGCUUUCCGGAUCAGUGCUGUUAUAUGUGUGUCUUUAUACACAGUUUCUCCUUCUUCCCUUUCCCAGCGAAACACGGGGUGUCGCUAUUCACUAAGAAGGGAAAUCCCCUCGCUCUCUUUUCUUGCUGCCCGUCUGCAUGAUUGAAGCUACGCGUGUAUUUUACUGCACGGCUGCAGACAGGUGGGGGUUUGCUGUCUCUUUCCUCUCCGAAUUGCGGAUAGUCACUGAUGAACAAUAGGUUAAGGGAAGAUAUUUAUGUUUAACUCAUCCGAAGAUGUCGGGGGAACGCAAACGAAGCUUAUUUUUAUAUCAGGUACCGUGGAAAAGCUUUGCGUUUUUUCUUGUGACUGUCAGUAUGUGCUUUGGAGACGUUCGCUAUUCUAUUCCCGAGGAAAUGAAACACGGAUCUGUUAUUGGAAACAUCGCACGGGAUCUAGGAGUAGAUGUUGAAACGUUCGCUCAUCGGAGAGCUCGUACCGACUUUCAGGGAGGUAAACGAUAUUGCGACAUUAACCUGCAGACUGGAGACCUUACUGUGAAUGAGAGAAUGGACCGCGAGGAGCUGUGCGCGCAGAGGCCCUCGUGCGCUGUGAAUUUCGAGAUAUUUUUUGAAACCCCUGUGGAAUUGCAUCGGAUUGUGCUGGACAUACAAGAUAUAAAUGACAAUUCUCCUACAUUCCCAAAUGAUGUGAUUAAUUUAGAAAUAGGAGAAUCUGCAUUUAAAGGAGCUCGGUUCUCUAUAGACGAGGCCCACGAUGCAGAUACGGGACUCAAUUCAGUGCAGGGCUAUGCUCUCAGUGCGAACGAGAAUUUUAAUUUGGUUGUUCAUACCAGUGCCGAUAUAGGUAAAUAUGCAGAAAUUGUGCUGGAAAAUGAACUGGAUCGUGAGAAGCAGAAUGAACUCUCUCUGGUUUUGACGGCUUAUGAUGGCGGUACUCCGCAGAUGUCUGGUACUGUAGUUAUACACGUCACUGUGCUGGAUGCUAACGAUAAUAUCCCCGUGUUUACGCAGUCCGUGUAUAAGGUGAGUCUUCCUGAGAAUGCGCCAUUAGAUUCUGCAGUGGUGAAAGUUACCGCUACCGAUGCGGAUGAGGGAGCGAAUGGCGAGGUGACGUAUGAAUUCAGUCACAUUUCUGCGAAAGUUAAAAACACAUUUGAUAUUGACCGGAGUUCUGGAGAAAUUAAACUGAAGCGGCCGUUAGAUUUCGAGGACACGAGCUUCUUUGAGAUCCGCGUUAAAGCGAAAGACGGAGCAGGUCAAGCAGCGACCUGCAAAGUCAUUGUUGACAUUAGAGAUGUUAAUGACAACGCGCCUGAUAUUCUUAUUAAAUCUAUGAAUUCACUGGUUCCCGAGGACUCUCCCAUUGGCACCGAAGUUGCGAUUAUAAACAUACAGGACAAAGACUCGGGAGACAAUAGUAGACUUAGGUGCCAUAUUCAACCCAACUCGCCUUUCAAAAUAAUACCUACAGUUAAAAACUAUUAUUCCUUGGUCACUAAUGAUCAACUGGACCGCGAAUUAGUGUCUGAUUACAACAUUACAAUCACUGCUACCGACGAGGGCUCUCCGCCUUUGUCUUCCUCUAAAACUGUGCAGUUGUCUGUAUCGGACGUGAACGACAACCCGCCUGUAUUUGAUGAACAGUCUUACAGCGCCUAUGUGUGUGAAAAUAACAAACCCGGCUCCUCUGUUAUUACUGUAAGGGCGAGAGACCCGGACUGGAGACAGAACGGCACGGUGUUCUAUUCUCUGCUGUCGAGUGAAGUCGGCGGUGUUCCGGUUUCGUCGUUUUUAUCCAUUAACGGAGACACGGGAGUGAUCCAUGCUGUGAGAUCAUUUGAUUAUGAGCAGUUCAGAAGCUUUAAAGUCCUCGUUGUUGCCAGAGACAAUGGUUCUCCUCCACUGAGCAGCAACGUGAGUGUGAGCGUCUUCAUAACAGAUGAGAAUGAUAACUCUCCGCAGAUAUUAUACCCUGCUCCAGCAGGGAGCUCCUUCAUGACUGAGAUGGUCCCCAAAGCUGCUCAGGCGGGCUCCCUGGUUUCCAAGGUGAUCGCUGUGGAUGCGGACUCUGGACAGAACGCGUGGCUGUCCUAUCAGAUGGUGAAAUCCACAGACCCGGGACUUUUCACUAUUGCUGUCCACAGCGGAGAGAUCAGGACACAGCGGGACAUUUCUGAAUCUGACAGUAUGAAGCAGAUCCUUGUUAUCUCAGUGAAAGAUAACGGACAGCCCUCUCUGUCUACAAGCUGCUCGGUGUAUCUGCUGAUUUCGGACAACUUGGCAGAAGUUCCCGAGUUGAAAGAUAUGUCUUAUGAGGAGAACAAUUCCAGAUUAACGUCAUAUUUGAUCAUCGCCCUGGUGUCCGUCUCCACCUUCUUCCUGACCUUCAUUAUUCUGAUUGUAGCGGUGAGGUUUUGCCGCAGAAGAAAGCCCAGACUGUUGCUUGACGGCGCAGUCGCCAUUCCCAGCGCAUAUUUCCCCCCCCAACUACGCAGAGCAGGGAGCUCCUUCAUGACCGAGAUGGUCCCCAAAGCUGCUCAGGCGGGCUCCCUGGUUUCCAAGGUGAUCGCUGUGGAUGCGGACUCUGGACAGAACGCGUGGCUGUCCUAUCAGAUGGUGAAAUCCACAGACCCGGGACUUUUCACUAUUGCUGUCCACAGCGGAGAGAUCAGGACACAGCGGGACAUUUCUGAAUCUGACAGUAUGAAGCAGAUCCUUGUUAUCUCAGUGAAAGAUAACGGACAGCCCUCUCUGUCUACAAGCUGCUCGGUGUAUCUGCUGAUUUCGGACAACUUGGCAGAAGUUCCCGAGUUGAAAGAUAUGUCUUAUGAGGAGAACAAUUCCAGAUUAACGUCAUAUUUGAUCAUCGCCCUGGUGUCCGUCUCCACCUUCUUCCUGACCUUCAUUAUUCUGAUUGUAGCGGUGAGGUUUUGCCGCAGAAGAAAGCCCAGACUGUUGCUUGACGGCGCAGUCGCCAUUCCCAGCGCAUAUUUCCCCCCCAACUACGCAGAGGUAGAGGGAGCAGGAACUCUGCGCAGUUCUUACAAUUAUGACACGUACUUAACAACGGGCUCGCGCACCAGCGACUUCAAGUUCGUCAGUUCUUACAAUGACGUCACUCUCCCCGCUGAUCAGACGCUGAAGAGGAGUCCCAAUCAAAGCAUUGAACAGGGUGUAGCAGCAGCGGGUGAAGUAAAUGAGAUAUUAUACCCUGCUCCAGCAGGGAGCUCCUUCAUGACCGAGAUGGUCCCCAAAGCUGCUCAGGCGGGCUCCCUGGUUUCCAAGGUGAUCGCUGUGGAUGCGGACUCUGGACAGAACGCGUGGCUGUCCUAUCAGAUGGUGAAAUCCACAGACCCGGGACUUUUCACUAUUGCUGUCCACAGCGGAGAGAUCAGGACACAGCGGGACAUUUCUGAAUCUGACAGUAUGAAGCAGAUCCUUGUUAUCUCAGUGAAAGAUAACGGACAGCCCUCUCUGUCUACAAGCUGCUCGGUGUAUCUGCUGAUUUCGGACAACUUGGCAGAAGUUCCCGAGUUGAAAGAUAUGUCUUAUGAGGAGAACAAUUCCAGAUUAACGUCAUAUUUGAUCAUCGCCCUGGUGUCCGUCUCCACCUUCUUCCUGACCUUCAUUAUUCUGAUUGUAGCGAGGUAG
Molecule: messenger RNA, 3800 nt
Organism: Megalops cyprinoides (Indo-Pacific tarpon)
Lineage: Eukaryota; Metazoa; Chordata; Actinopteri; Elopiformes; Megalopidae
Product: protocadherin beta-15-like
Exons: 4
Coding region: 423-3800 (1125 amino acids)
Biological process (GO): homophilic cell-cell adhesion
Cellular component (GO): plasma membrane
Molecular function (GO): calcium ion binding
Source: RefSeq, a predicted model, not a curated record